UAACCAAGAGGGAGAGAGAGAGUGAGUUGGAAGGUGAAUGGAGAGGGCAGGCUCACAUCUGCAACUCUGCAGCCUCCUCAAACCCACCUCCUCCAACCCUGUGCUUUGCACAACCCUGACCAUGGGACACCAGACAGAGUGAGUAAGGGGGAUUUUAUUCAAUAAGACUCCAGCUCCGUGCACAUCAAAUUCUGGUGCUAAACUGGAGCUUGGUACUUCAGGAACAUGGGUCGCAAAAUGAGAUCCAUGCAUUUUGUGUUUUGGUGUCUUUACUUCAUGCUCCUUCACUUGUUUUGCACAGCACAAGAUGAGGACAUGAGAUUAAGUUGUAGGACAGCGCCAAGUGAUUUAGUAUUCAUACUCGAUGGAUCAUGGAGUGUGGAUGACAUAAACUUUGAGAUUGUCAAACGGUGGCUGAUGAAUAUCACCAUGAGCUUCAACAUCGGUCAGAAGUUCACCCAGGUUGGGGUGGUGCAAUACAGCGACGACCCCUUCUUACAUAUACCCCUGGGAAAACAUUUCUCAAGCAAUAACCUCAUCAAGGCCAUGGAGUCCAUAGAAUACAUGGGUGGAAACACAAACACAGGGAAGGCUAUCAAGUUUGCCAAUGACAAACUCUUUGCCCUGUCCGAGCGAGGUCCGAAUGGCAUUGCAAAAAUUGCUGUGGUUCUGACGGAUGGGAAGUCACAAGAUGAAGUGCUGGCAGCUGCAGAAGCUGCAAGGAAAAAGGGGAUAAUUCUCUUUGCAAUUGGCGUUGGGUCUGAGACCGAGGACGCAGAGCUCAGGGCCAUUGCCAACAAACCAUCCUCAGCCUAUGUUUUUUCAGUGGAAGACUAUAAAGCUAUCUCAAAGAUCCGUGAAAUUAUUAGGCAGAAGCUGUGCGAAGAGACUGUAUGUCCAGCAAAGAUUCCAUUUAAUUCUCGAGAUGCAAAAGGAUUUGACAUUCUCCUCCAUCUCAACUUGGCUAAAAAAGCCAAAAAGACACAAGGAUCAUUUUAUGGCAGCAAAGCCUACCAGGUGACAUCCCGAGUUGACCUGAGUGAGAGCACUAGGAUGUUAUUUCCAGGCGGACUUCCACCAUCCUAUGUUUUUGUGGCCACGCUGAAGUACAAAGGCUCUGUGGUUAUGGAGGACUGGGAUCUGUGGCGUAUACAGACUAAGGAUGAAAAGCCUCAAAUGGCUGUUACUCUAAAUGGUCUGGACAGAACAGUGAUAUUCACCACCACCACCAGCAGUACACCAAGCGGAACUCAAACUGUGGUCUUCACAAAAACACCUGCUAAGAAACUAUUUGAUGAAAAAUGGCAUCAGUUGCGUCUUCUAGUAACAGAGGAAGACGUCACUCUGUACGUCGAUGAUCUGGAAAUUGAAACCUUGGCACUAGAGCCUCCUGAUGGUAUUUUUAUUAACGGAAAAACACAGGUUGGGAAGUACGUCAGCAAAGAAACAACUGUACCUUUUGAAAUUCAAAAACUCAGAAUCUACUGUGACCCUGAGCAGAAUAACAGGGAAACGGCCUGUGAAAUACCUGGAGUUUGUGAUAAUGUACCAGGUGACAUUGAUCCAACCCCAGAGCCCUGCAUCUGUCCACCUGGGCCGCCAGGUACCCCAGGAAUGAAGGGAGAACAGGGCAUAAUAGGAGAUCCGGGUCAAACUGGUCCAGCUGGUGCUGAUGGUAAGCCUGGUGUCCCAGGUUCUAGAGGAAGUCCUGGCAUUCAAGGUUCUCCCGGCAUGGAGGGCCCUCAUGGAGCUGAUGGUUAUAAGGGAGAAAAGGGAAGUCCUGGGGAAGCAGGUGAGAGCGGUAUUCCAGGUUUAGCCGGGCCACCUGGCAAACCAGGUGAAAAGGGAUCUUCUGGUACUCAAGGCAUACAAGGACCAUCAGGCAAAGAUGGGCAAGUGGGAGAAAAGGGGAGUAGAGGCCCUUCUGGUCCACUUGGAUAUCCAGGAGAGCCUGGGGCACCUGGCAGGGAUGGAAAAGACGGAAUUCCAGGAGGAAUUGGUCUAAAGGGAGAUCCAGGACCGCCUGGAAUUCCUGGAGUGGAUGGAAGAGAGGGACAUCCUGGCAUGCCUGGUAUACCUGGAAAUGAUGGUCAGAUGGGAAUUAAGGGUGAAGAUGGCCUGCCAGGACCAAAAGGAGCCAAAGGUAUACCUGGAGACUCUGGCGAGAUGGGAUUGCCUGGAAUGCCUGGUUCAAGUGGACAACCUGGCCCUAAGGGCACUAAAGGGGGAAGUGGAGGGCCCGGUCAACCAGGACCUCCAGGGCACGAGGGUAAGCCUGGAGAACCCGGGACCGCUGGCCAGCCAGGACAUCCAGGAAUGCCAGGAUCACAGGGACAGAAGGGUCAAAGAGGAGAUGCUGGUGAAAGAGGAGCUGAUGGGAUGAAAGGUGAAAGAGGAGACUCUGGGAGACCUGGUGUUCUUGGUUUGACUGGGCCAGCUGGGCAGAAAGGAGAGAAAGGGCCAGUAGGAGAGCCCGGUCAGAGGGGCCCGAACGGCCACCAGGGGCCCCCGGGACAGCGAGGACAGACGGGACCCUCGGGGCCCAGGGGACAGAGUGGAGAAACCGGCCCCGCGGGAACACCUGGACCUGAGGGACGACCUGGCAGAGAGUUUUCCGAGCAACACAUUCAGCAGAUUUGCAGAGACAUCCUUCGAUCGGAGAUUCCUGGUCUUCUGUUGAGUAGCCAGCACAAUCACCACAGAAGCUGUGAGCACUGCUACACACGCGUGGGACCCCCGGGGCCUCCGGGGCCACCGGGCCCUCAUGGCUCUCGAGGAUUCCCAGGUUUAUCUGGCUCUAACGGGCUGCAAGGGCAGCGGGGUUUACCUGGGCGGCCUGGUGUUCCUGGCAUGCAAGGUGAUCCAGGAGAAAAGGGUGAUAAAGGAAAUCAAGGACGAUCACAAAUUGGAGACCCAGGUCUCCCAGGACCACCAGGUCCGAUGGGUCCGUCAGGAGUGGGGAAACCGGGACAGGCAGGGAAACCGGGGUCACCGGGUCACAGCGGAGAGGAGGGGAAGAGAGGACACCCCGGGGAGCCCGGCCAGCCCGGCGUGUGCCAUCCCAACAUGUGCUACGCUGCAAUGAUGAGAAGAGACCCUUACAGUAAAGGCCCAAACUAUUGAAAGAGGCAGACAGUCAGUGAAUGAGAGAAAACAGCCAAUCUUUCCAAUCUCAGGACGAUCAAGAGUGUCUCACACUCACGGACACAUGAAGUACCUCUUAAAGUGUAAAUAACACAUUAACACCAGCGAUUGUCCACAACUCCAUUCGACACUCGUCUUACUGUCAC
Molecule: messenger RNA, 3290 nt
Organism: Rhinichthys klamathensis goyatoka
Lineage: Eukaryota; Metazoa; Chordata; Actinopteri; Cypriniformes; Leuciscidae
Gene: col21a1
Product: collagen, type XXI, alpha 1
Exons: 29
Coding region: 226-3123 (965 amino acids)
Source: RefSeq, a predicted model, not a curated record